CUAACACGUCUGCUUGGAGAUUAGACGGACGCAACGUGAAGCCAGGAUUCGAACUCGUGACCACUCGAUCCCACGUCCGCUAGCCUACUGUACCGGUGUAAACAUCUCUAUCUUUUGGCUGCUGACCAAAUAUUUUUGCGUCCCUUGUAAAAAGUCAACAAACCUCCUGUUAGAUAACUUAUUUCAUCACUAAAACCAUCUGACGAAAUAACACCGGUCCAAAGUUUACUGUGCCGCUCGUCUCAGACUGUCACUGGCAGCACAAACUGUCGCGAUGCGUUCGACUCACACUCGAGCCGUGCUGUGCUCUCUGCUGGUCUACACAGCAGUUUUUACCGUGGGUGGCCUUGCGUACAAGCUUCAAGAAGACGCUCCCGUCGUCCAAACUCAAUAUGGGCCCGUGAAAGGAAUGUACGUAGAGGAGGGAGCCAUCUUCUUUGGUCUCCCCUUCGCGGCCCCUCCCACCGGUAACCUGCGAUGGAAACCGCCGGUGCCUUUCGACACCGCCUGGUCUCCGGAAACCUACGACGGGACCAUACCGAGACCGGGCUGCCUCCAGCCCGGUUGCAAUCCCAAUCAUCCUGAAGACCCACGACACAAGUGUCCACGCGGGCUGAAGAUCAGUGAAGACUGUCUGUAUCUUAACGUCUUCGCGCCUCGGACGGCUCUAAACGCCACAGCGCGCCUCCCCGUCAUGUUUUGGCUCUAUGGUGGCGAGUACUACUCGGGAUCGGGCUCCGCUGUUCUCUACGACGGCAGAUUCUUGGCGAACAAGACCGACACGAUCGUCGUCACGACCAACUACAGGAUGGGAGCGCCCGGCUUUCUUGUGGCCGGAGACGGGGAAGACGCGGCGAAGGGGAACUACGGCAUCUUGGAUCAGUUGUCGGCGCUAAAAUGGGUGAGGGACAACAUAGAGAACUUCGGAGGGGACAAAAACCGGGUCACAACGUUCGGACAGAGCGCGGGGUCGGCUUCGAUUGGCGUCCAUCUCACCUACAACAAGACUUCCGAGCUGUUCCAGAGGAGCAUCAUGAUGAGCGUGCCGUUCGGCAUUCCCUUCAGAGCUCGCUGGGAGGCGGUUUCACUGGGGAACCACUUCGCCGAGCUGCUGAACUGUUCCCAUGGCGACAUGACGUGUCUUCGGUCGGCGAGCUCCAAGCAGAUCCUCAAGGCGCAGCGUCUGUGUAAGAAAUUCACAGUCAACCCGCUUUCCCCCCUAGAGAUGUUCAUCCCCUGGGGUCCGACUAUAGACGGCGACAUCAUCCAAGAGCAACUCAUCGACAGUUUCGCGAAGGGACACUUGCAAAGAAAGCCGUUCAUUAUGGGAACUGUCAUGGAAGAAGCCCGUCUUUACAUCUACGGCAGCUGGGAAACGCCGAUGUCCAGGGCUGUGUACAGCGGGGUUAUCCUCGGCAUCUUCCGCGAGAAGACGCUGUCUGUUCUUCGAGAGUACCCGCCUGCAUCCUCCGCGGACCAGCGUGACAACCUCGCGAUGGCCGCCACGGACUUUCUCCUGACGUGUCCGACGCGGAACGCCAUCAGGGGCGCCGCCGCGUCGGGGAACAGCGACGUCUGGCUCUACGUGUUCGACCACGUCUGGUCCUUUCAGGGCAUCUGGAAGGGUGAAGACUCUUGCGAAGGGCACUGCUGCCAUGGAGAGGACCUACCCUUCACGUUCCAGAUUGAGAGCCUGGUGGGCCAGAACAUGACAGCUGACGAGCAGGUCAUGGCGGACUCCAUCGCGCGCCACUACGGGAACUUCGCGCACACCGGUGAUCCUAACAAACCCGGGCGGGGCGCCCACGUCCCAGGCACCGCCGGAUCCGGAGGAGACGCCGUCAACUGGCCGAGGUACAACGAAGAAGGCGGAUUCACCAACUUAAGGAUCAGCACUCCCAAGAACGAGUUGGUGCAGGAGUAUAGGAAAGAUCGGUGUGAUUUCUGGGAUAGACUCAAUGAUUAUCCCUAAGCAGCUUAUUUGUUUGGACCUUUGAGAAUAUCAGAUUUUAAUACAAAUUUUGUUAUUAUAAGUCCGCUGUAAUUUGCCUAAGCCAAUGAUUUUGAGUGUAAAAGUAUACAAUUCAGCCUGUGGCUGCUAUAUACUUUUUGUCUGAUCAUAUUGAUCGAAUAAACCCUUCCUUCCUUCCUUCCUUCCUUCCUUCCUUACUUACAUACUUCCUU
This is a messenger RNA of Branchiostoma floridae (Florida lancelet), 2184 nucleotides long. RefSeq names its product cAMP-regulated D2 protein-like. Gene Ontology annotation, molecular function: cholinesterase activity. The record is from RefSeq and is a predicted model, not a curated record. Lineage: Eukaryota; Metazoa; Chordata; Leptocardii; Amphioxiformes; Branchiostomatidae. The transcript has a single exon. Bases 275 to 1972 code for a protein of 565 amino acids.